UGGCAAGAAAGAGGAUUGUAUUGAACAUUUUCCUACCUAAGAAACAUGGAAUAAAAGAUUCGACGCCACUUGCUGCUUGCCACUUGCCACUUGCCACUUUCUGCUUGCUUUCUUCUCUGUCAGCAAGUUAGCCCGCUCUGUCACGGCGUAUCUCGAUUACUGAGCAUGCCCGAAUCGGCCAUCCACAAGCGGCUAUUUCGUCAGUUACGGCCCAUCUCUUCGUGGUGGCACUAUGACUGUGUCUCGCAGCACAGUGAGGGAGGGAGAACAUGGAGAUAUCGGGGCCCCCAACACCGGAAACUCAGCCAACGAGACGCCGUCCCCGGGUGGUCGGGCGCACCGGGGUUCUCCGAACCACGUGUGUGGGUAGUCGGACACCAAACACGAGCCAAGUUAAGAGGACGAGGAGGGAGGGGCCCGAGGGGGGCAGGGAGAGAAACGAAAACAGGUAAUAUCGUCAUCUCGAUUGUGGAACGUAACACGGCAUUGUACGUACCCUUUCUGUGCCGGAAGCGAGAUAAUACCUACCAUACCGGCACUGCGGCGGCGGCGGCGGCCGUGGCGGACGCGGCCCACACAGUAGGUUCCCAGGGAACUUUUGCCAUCACCACCGCCCCCCGUCCGCAUUCCCGGAAAGACAACUAUGCCUCAUGUGUGCUGAUUGCGCUGGGAAUGAGAGGUGAAAAGCGCAAAGGAACACGUCACUCGGUUUUCCGCAGCAGUGUGAUUUGUGAUGCGAGCAAGCCAACUACUAGCUAUCUGGCUCGGACUCGCAGCUCGUCAUAAUUUACCAAUUUACUUAUCGGGAAACUCUUCUCUGACCAAUUUGUCACUGGCUGACAAACCGACUUCUCUCGAAAUUCAGCCUCCGAAUUGCCA
Molecule: messenger RNA, 879 nt
Organism: Lasiosphaeria miniovina
Lineage: Eukaryota; Fungi; Ascomycota; Sordariomycetes; Sordariales; Lasiosphaeriaceae
Exons: 1
Coding region: 166-786 (206 amino acids)
Source: RefSeq, a predicted model, not a curated record